Trichoplusia ni (cabbage looper) is the source of this 1712-nucleotide messenger RNA. Its product is annotated as plasminogen receptor (KT). The transcript is spliced from 4 exons. The record is from RefSeq and is a predicted model, not a curated record. Gene Ontology annotation, biological process: positive regulation of plasminogen activation. Gene Ontology annotation, cellular component: plasma membrane. Lineage: Eukaryota; Metazoa; Arthropoda; Insecta; Lepidoptera; Noctuidae. The coding region runs from base 115 to 570 and encodes 151 amino acids.
ACUUUGACAACAAAGUACAAACAGCUGAUGGCAUAACAUAAUUUAUAGUGAAGGGCAGGGCCGUGAUCGUCUUUUGUUAUAAUUCCGAACAAUAAAGAAUUUAAAAACAAAAACAUGGGUAACUACUUUACCGUAAAUAUGGAGGAAAAUUUUAAAAAGAAUCAAGAAUUCAUUCAGACAAUAAACAAAAUAAAGAUGGAAAGACAAAUACAACUUCAAUUUCAACUGCAAGAAAGGCAAAUGGCCAUGCAGAUAGCGAAGAGCAGGGACACUUGCUUGUGGUUUACUGCGUUUUACGUGACUGCAGCGGCGGGUUUGCUCACUGGUUUCAGGCGAACCAAGCGUCCAUAUCUUCUGAUGCCUCUAAUACCUCUUACAUUCAUAACGCUCUAUAACUGGGAUAUGGCUUACGGGAACAAAGUGCACCGGAUCAGAAUGGAGGCAGAACACAUAAUGACCCACGAAGCGGAUUCCCUCGAAUGGCCCUGCGGUCUUCCCACUCCGUCUUCCAUCGAUCUUGGCCGCUUGGACGUCGAAGAAAAGAAGAAAAUCCAUCCACCAUUGAUGUAAACAUCUAGGCUCAAAGACGAAGUGUGCCUUCACCGCAGCGUAGAUCAAAAUAGCGGGUAGAUUAGAUGGGUAGGUAGUUAAACAACACUUCCUUAGGUGAUCGAUUUCGAAAUAUUUUAUUUUUGUACUCGGAUAUUAUUGAUCUAGGUUAUUUUGAUGGUUUAGUUUAGUGCUACCUCUUUAUGAAUAUUUUUUUCUCGUUUUUAAGAAUGUACUUACCAAAUAAUUGGUAAAUCAUCGUAAUCUUAGAAAGGAUAAUUAUGACAAUAUUUUACUGCCUCUACUCAAAGAGAUUUAAGACAAAUGAUACGGAACAACCAACACAACUGAUAGGGAUUUUUGCAUUGCCUCGGUAAAAAUAGUUCUCUGACAGUAUAGUCUAACCCCUUCCCAGGCUUUCCAAGACGAGUUCCGCCUAGAACAGACGAGUACAGCAGAAACUACUACUAAAAGCAUUAGUGGUCUUGAAUACAAUAUAAGUGUUGUUACCUUGUUUCCCACAAGACCAUCAAACAUACCGGAAACCUUUAAAAAAAACUCAGACUUCUUAAGUAACAUGACGUCGUUAGUGAUGUCGAAUCUUCAGCAAUUUAUAUUGAAGUAUACAUCUGCCGCUAAAAGCCAGCCACCCAGUGCGCUUUCUUAAUUAAUUUAAGGUUAAUCUAGCAAAAUAUCGUCUAAGGAAAGUGCGGUUUUAGUGACAGCUAGAUGUUAGAGGCACAAGAAAAGAAAAAAAAAAACAAACGUUCCAAUCAAUUUUGAAACUUUAACUUGGAUAUUUAAAAAGUUACGAUUACUCAUUUUAAAUCGUAAUUAUAAACAAAGCGCAUGCUCAGUUAAAUGUUCAAUUUUACAAACUUUAAUAUUAUAAAAGUAUUCGUGUUGUUUGUGCUUAUUAAUCUCUAAUUGAAAAAUGAUAUCAAUUCAAUAGUACUUACGUAGAUAACAACUUGUUAUGAUCAAUGAGGAAGUAUAUUGAGUAGAUUGAGAGUUUAGUAUACUUAUCGGAGUACUUACAAUUAAAUAAUUCGAUACAUAUUUGCUUUUACUAUUGUAUUGCAAAAUCAUAAUGAAAACAAUUGUUUUAUUUUUAUUGGAUACUUAGUAAUGUAAAAUACGUUAUUUUAUUAUGACGCGCAAGG